Molecule: messenger RNA, 1735 nt
Organism: Sipha flava (yellow sugarcane aphid)
Lineage: Eukaryota; Metazoa; Arthropoda; Insecta; Hemiptera; Aphididae
Exons: 10
Coding region: 622-1728 (368 amino acids)
Source: RefSeq, a predicted model, not a curated record
GCGAAAACUAAACACGCGCGAGUCGCAAACACAAAGGUAAAAUAAGGCACGAGGCAACACGCGCGGCAUGAAAUAAAAAUUCUUAAGAAUUUUGUCUCUUGCAAAACAUAUUAUUAGCUAAUGGAUGGUGGUCACCAUUACCCUUAUGUCAGUCAUUUAUUUAUCAUACUUUUCGACACUUCUACAAGAAAGUUUGACGCUCUACAGUUCUCUAAAUUUCAACGGAUUCAAGUUAAAAAAAGGAAGAAAUUAAUAAAACAAUUUUGAUGAUAUUAACUGAGUUAAUGUUGAAAGAUUUAAUUCCCAAAAUUGGUCAAAGAGCCAAGUUUAUUAAUGAGUUGGAAAAACUAAAAAUACUAAGUUCAGAAGUUCAGUUAAAAAAUGAAAUAUUAUUGACAUUUUAGUCAAUGAUGAACAUGACUGUUGUGACAGAUGAAAAAGAUGUAUCAUAUUACAAUGUAACCACAGAGCCAUUUCAAAAUAAUGCAAUUGAUACUUUAAAUAUUAUUCAACAAGAAACUAAUCAGUCAGAUCAUUUUAUUAAAAAAAACAUUGGAGCAAUACCAAGAUGGUCUCUUUAUACUACAACACUUCAAGUCAUAUGGGUCAUUAAAUUCAAAAAUGAGAAACCGACUUUGUGGAAUAUUAAUAAAAGAUGAACUUUUUAAAACUAAAGGUGCAAAUAAAAUUGAGAAGACACAAUUUUCGAAAAUUGCAAAUGGUAUAGAAGAAUUCUUUCCUUCAGAAAACAAAUACGUCUAUUCCAUCCCUUAUUAUAAAGAAGGUAAUAAAGUGAGUCCUAAUCGAGGAAAAUUGUAUGACAAAUAUUGCAAUUUAAAAAACGAGAUAAAGAAAAUAUAUUUUCAAAGUAAUAAAAAACAUAAUAAGGACAAUGAAGUUUUUAUCAAUGAAGAAGAUUCAAUAAAUUGGCUAAAACAUAAUAUAGAACCAGAAAUCAUUUUACACCAGUUAUGGGCUGAAACUGCUCAUUACAGAAAUACUAAGCUAAUCAACGAAAAUGCUAUUCACAAAUAUCCAGCUUUAAAAAAGGCAAUAGGUCACAUACUUAUUGAUAUGGAUUUUUCUCACUUAUUUCCAUCGAAAGACCAAUAUCUUUUACAAAAAUUUGAUGUAUUCAAAAAUAAAUUAAAAACAUAUUUUAAAGGACAGUUAAAUUUAAAUGUGUUUGAACAAAAUAUAAUUAAAAAAAUUAUAUUACCUGCUAAAUUAGGUAAUGAUGAUUUAGCAACUAUUCAAAUUCUUCCAUACCUAUUCAAACCAGUGAAUAUUAAAAUUCCAAAGAAGACUGCCAAUGAGGACAAUCAAAAAACAAUUAAAUAUUGUAUGCAGAAACCAUCAAAAUUAGAACAAGCUAGUGCUGUGAUAGUCAAUAUCACAAAUAGUAAUGACAUCAAGACAACCCAUGAACAAAAAGUGAAUAGAGCAUUUAUUAAUAAUUUAACUGUUCAACCAUAUAUCGCCAUCGUGGGGAAUAUUGAAGAUGCUAGUAGUAUAAUGAACUACUAUACUGUAAUUGACAAUAUUUAUUUCGAAACACCAAUUAAGGCGUUAGAUAUUUGUUUUAAAUCAUUCCAUGCAUUAAAUUUAAAUUAUCCUCCAGAAGCUGAGCAGGUUUGGUGGUUUAUUCAGGGUUAUUUUUUUGAAAUAGCAAAUGUUCAUAAAAAAAAAUUUGUGACUGUUCAAACUUUAGCUAAAGAUUUGCAAUAGCAGUUUC